GACGACGACCGGCCUGAAGCCAGCCGUGCAAGCCGCGGCCAUUGGAGCUCACUGCUCGUCAGUCGACGUCACACAUCCGCCUGGGUGAACUCCGAUGACGAGCAUCGGCCCAGGUUUGCCAAGGUCCCGACAGAGGAGGCAAUCAACAUCAUUGCCGGCCGCCUCUACAGCAGGAUCUCGGCCCGGGCCGCUCGGAGAAUCGUGAAACUCCACAGCUCCCUGAAGACGGAAGAAGAGAGGGCCGCUGUGCUGGCAGCCAUCAAAGCUCGACAGUCGUCUGCUACUGCCCAUGCCCAGCGGAAUGCUGGCGCAGGUGCCAAAAUCCCGGGCAGCGUUGAGCAGCGGCUGCCCUUCGCUGUACUCCUCGACUGGUGUUUCCGUGUGGUGCAGGACCCUUUGGCCAUUCCAUAUGCCUUGGCCGUCGAGCGCUUCUGUCCUCGGGAGUCCUCCGCGGACGACAACCCCGAGAACUUCGAGGUCGACGACGCAAAGACCUUCCGACUUAGCCACACGAUGCCAGCAUCGAUGUCGGUGGAGGACGACCAUGAGACCGAAGCUGCACAGCACAUGCCCACAAGGGCAGACGUGAUCGCAUGCAGGUAUGUCUACACUUUCGCCUCCCAGCAGAGCUUCUUCUUGCUCACGCCCGAGGAGCUGGAUUCAGAAAUGACCCGCGCUGGACACACGGAUGUCGAAUUUGCCGUGAAGCUGCAGGCUGCAUGCGUCCAAGCCGAAGACAUCCGAAGCAAAACGCGGAAGCCAUCGUUCAUGCGCUUCCUGAAGCUACUCUAUCCGUGGGCCAUGCCCAAGCACCUGCGGAUGUUCGACAGGUGGUGCCAACAGUAUGACGAUCUGCAGAACAAGAAAGUGCAGCUUCGCUCUGACAAGAGCGACUUGGCCGACUUCCAGCGGUGCAUGAAGGUCUAUAGCAGCCAGCCGGUGAUCCCUCAGGCGGAGCUGGAGAACAUUAUCAAGGAUUUCGAACGACUAGAUCUGCAGCAUCGGGGGUACAUCGAAGUUGCAGAGCUGGAACGCAUGCUUCAGUCUCGCCAAGAAGAGGGCACCUUGAACUCCUUGGUCCGCUCCUUCGACGCCUCGGGAGAUGGCGUCAUUGAUCAGGCGGAGUUCAUACAGAUGAUGUGCCCCGUGGGCUACCGACUCGACGGGGUGGCGGACGAAGUGAGCCAGACGUUGGCAGAGUUUCUCCAGGCAUAUGUGGAGGAGGAGCAGAGGCACGUUACCCUGGAAGAGGAUCGCUUUGAGCACGGUGCCCACAGGCUACGGGCCAACAGCGUAUCUUUGCAUGCGGCGCUGCCCAUCGCCCCCCAGGGUGAGUGGGAGAAGUGGAACUCCUUCUUCGAUCGGGUGGACCAAGACGAAGAUGGCUUCAUCUCAGGGGAGGAACUGCGAGCUUGCAGCAAGGCCCUCCAUUCCGGCAGCGCUU
This is a messenger RNA of Symbiodinium sp. CCMP2456, 1444 nucleotides long. Lineage: Eukaryota; Dinophyceae; Suessiales; Symbiodiniaceae. The record is from the annotation of a GenBank genome assembly.